AUGGCUCCUCAGCAGCAGCAUUCGGGUGCGUCGCCAGACCCAUCUGCGCCUUCGAGGACGGUGUAUUUGGGGAAUCUUCCCAAUGAUGUUGAACCUAAUGAGUUGUUGGACUACGUGAGAAGUGGCAUCUUGGAAAACGUGAAAAUCUUGCCUUCCAAAAAUUGCGCAUUUAUCUCGUUCAUCGACCUGCAGUCGGCAUUAUUGUUCCACUCCGACUGUAUCUUAAAGAAGUUGAGCAUCAAGGGGAAUGACAUCCGUGUUGGCUGGGGCAAAAACACCCCGAUUCUUCCUGCGAUAAAGGACGCUAUUCAGAAAGAUGGGGCCACCCGGAACGUCUACUUGGGAAACUUGCAUAACCCAGCAACAGACGAGAUGAUCACGGAAGACGAAUUAAGAGCGGACUUGUCCAGCUACGGUGUCAUUGAUUGCAUCAAAAUCAUCCACGAAAAAGGAAUUGCAUUCAUUCACUUCUUGUCAAUCUUGAGCGCCAUUCGAUGUGUGUCUAAUUUGCCUUUGGAGGAAAAAUACUUGGAUAAGAAAUGCUUCUACGGCAAAGACAGAUGUGCUUUCAUCACGAAAACACAGCAGCACAAUGCUGCCCAAUAUUUAGGUCUUGCACCGGGCAUGGAACACGUUGUCACUGCUGCCGACAGAGAGUUUAUAUCUUCGGCCUUGGUACAACAAUCUGCUGCCGCUGCGCAAAUUGCGACGCAAGCCGGGGGUGCCAACAACUUGGGAAACAGAACUGUAUAUCUUGGAAACUUGCACCAAGAAUCUUCUGUUGAGGAAAUCUGCAACGUUGUGCGUGGCGGUCUCUUGCAAAGCAUCAGGUUUUUGAAAGAAAGACACGUCUGCUUCAUCACGUUCAUUGACCCAAUCGCUGCCGCACAAUUUUUCGCCAUGUGUCAGUUACAUGGCUUGACUAUUCACAACAGGCGGAUCAAGGUUGGCUGGGGAAAACAUUCUGGCCCAUUGUCCAAUGCCUUGUCGUUGGCUGUGUCGAACGGCGCCUCGCGGAACAUCUACAUCGGCAACAUUAACGACUUCGCUUACUUCAAUGCCCAGAAGUUGAGAGACGAUUUCUCGACCUUCGGCGAGAUUGAACAGAUCAACUACCUCGAGGCAAAAAACUGCGCUUUCAUCAAUUUUGUGAACAUUGCGAACGCCAUCAAGGCCAUCGACGGAAUCAAGUCGUUCAAGGACUACAAGACAUUGAAGAUCAACUUUGGUAAGGACAGAUGUGGCAAUUUGCCCAGGCAGUUCCAAAACCAAGCGCAAAACUUGGUGGCCGAAUCGCUUGACACACGUCAAUUUGGCAAUGUGAACCAGGCGCAAUUCAGCCGGGGGACGUCUGCGUCGCCUGACCGCGAAUACAGAGAGUAA
Metschnikowia bicuspidata var. bicuspidata NRRL YB-4993 is the source of this 1383-nucleotide messenger RNA. RefSeq lists its product as uncharacterized. Gene Ontology annotation, molecular function: mRNA binding. NCBI's taxonomy places the organism in Eukaryota, Fungi, Ascomycota, Pichiomycetes, Serinales, Metschnikowiaceae. The transcript has a single exon. Bases 1 to 1383 code for a protein of 460 amino acids. Gene Ontology annotation, cellular component: cytoplasmic stress granule. Gene Ontology annotation, biological process: mRNA splicing, via spliceosome. The record is from RefSeq and is a predicted model, not a curated record.